CUUUUUCAGACGAAGGGUACAUCGUCAUUUGGUAAGCGCCGAAAUAAGACACACACCUUGUGUCGUCGAUGUGGGUCCAAGGCAUACCAUCUGCAGAAGUCCACCUGUGGGAAAUGUGGUUACCCAGCUAAGCGUAAGAGAAAGUAUAACUGGAGUGCAAAGGCUAAAAGACGCAACACCACUGGUACUGGUCGCAUGAGGCACCUGAAAAAGGUCUACCGUCGAUUCAGGAAUGGAUUCCGUGAGGGAACCACACCGAAGCCCAAGAGAGCAGCUGUUGCAGCCUCCAGUUCAUCGUAAAGACUCAUCUAUUUGUUAAAAUAAAUGGUCUUAUCCAGAAAAUCUGUCACCUUUUAUCCAUGUUUUACUUGAGUGAAAUGUAGGAUUCCUGAAAAUACAUAUAUUUACACACACAAGAUGCUAUAUUGGAGCCAUUCAUUAAAAACAAUCCUUUAAUUGA
This is a messenger RNA of Antrostomus carolinensis (chuck-will's-widow), 460 nucleotides long. It is a transcript of the gene RPL37, whose product is annotated as ribosomal protein L37. The transcript is spliced from 3 exons. NCBI's taxonomy places the organism in Eukaryota, Metazoa, Chordata, Aves, Caprimulgiformes, Caprimulgidae. Gene Ontology annotation, biological process: translation. The record is from RefSeq and is a predicted model, not a curated record. The annotation marks the transcript as partial. Gene Ontology annotation, cellular component: cytosolic large ribosomal subunit; ribosome. Gene Ontology annotation, molecular function: structural constituent of ribosome; RNA binding.